This is a messenger RNA of Naegleria gruberi, 1044 nucleotides long. RefSeq lists its product as uncharacterized. Bases 1 to 1044 code for a protein of 347 amino acids. Lineage: Eukaryota; Heterolobosea; Eutetramitea; Acrasida; Naegleriidae. The record is from RefSeq and is a predicted model, not a curated record. Gene Ontology annotation, molecular function: serine-type endopeptidase inhibitor activity. The transcript has a single exon.
AUGGUGAGAGGCAUGUUUGGAAGUGAAUUGGAAGAGCAGGGAUUGGAUUACUUUGGAAUCAUUGAGAAAGAUGUCAAGCCAAUGAUGGAACAAAUGAUGAAGAGUUUCAAUAUUGAGAAUGAUGAUGAUUGUGGAACGACCCUUAGUAUGGUGAAUUCUAUUUUCCUAUCUGAUCAAUUUACGUUGUUAGAGAGCUAUCACUCAUUGGUCAAUCAAACGUUUAAUGCUAAAGUUGAUUCGUGUGAUUUUGUGAAUAAUCAAGAAGGAGAAAUUGCAAAGAUUAAUAAGUUUGUUUCAGAUUUUACAAAGGGAAUGAUUCAAAACAUUGUAGAUUGUAAUUUCAUUCAGAAAACAACUCGAAUUGUUUCACUGAAUGGGAUUUAUUUUGCAGCUCAAUGGAAAGAUCAGUUUGAUCCAUCCGAAACUAAAAAGAAACCAUUCUUCACUUGUGAUGGCUCAGAUUCCGUUUCAAUAGAAAUGAUGAUCAAGAAGGAUACAAGAGUUCUCUACGGUAAUGAUGAUCCUGAUGAGGAUGAAAAUCCUCAAUAUCACUGGAUUAAACUUCCCUACAGAAGUGAACAUUCAAUGAUAAUCAUCAUGCCAAUGGACAAAACUGAAGAAAAUGAUGUGUUUGACAAGUGGAUUGUGGAAAAAUUGGAAAGAAUGUAUUACUUCUCAACUGAAAGUAUUACCAUGGACAGACUUUCACUUCCCAAAAUGAAAAUCAAGGAAAAGGUCAACCUGAACGAUGUCUUUAAAUCUGAACCAUUCAAUAUGAAAAGCAUGUUUUCAGAGAAUGCCAACUUUGAAAGAAUGAUUCAAAAUGAUCAUCUUCCAAUCACUGAUAUUUUCCACGAAUGUGUUAUUGAAAUCAAUGAAGAGGGAACCAAAGCGUCUGCCAUCACUAUCAAAGGAAGAGGAAAAUCAGCUAAAAGCAAAUUCUACUUUGAUGUGAAUCGACCUUUUGUAAUGCUCAUUACAGAAAAUUGCACUCAACAAGUUCUAUUCAUAUCGAAAAUUAACAAUCUUUCCAGUAGUGAAUAA